AUGUAUUCUGAAAUUCGACAAAAUGUUUAUAAUGAAUUACAAUUAGCACCUGGUUGGAUUGGUUGUACUGAUCAUCUUAUUAAUUUGUCUGUGCAUGAUGUUGUUCGAAAACUUGAUGAAAAUAUAUUGGAACCUUUCGAAGCAGCUACACAUAAAUUAGCAUCUGAUUCAUCACCAACAAUAUCAAUUGUUUUACCUGUUAUUACAACUUUGAUUACAAGUCUUGAAUAUCGAGAUGCUGAUUCUUCUUUUCAGGAGAAAGUCAAGGAUAAUUUACGUUUGAGUAUCCAAGAAAGAUUUGAAGAACUCUAUGAAGAUAAACUAAUUUUAUUAUGUACAGUGUCGGAUCCACGUUGGAAAGAUUUUUCGUUCCUUAAUCGUUCAUUAUAUCAAAGUCAUAAUGAAACAUUAGUUGUAUGA
Messenger RNA from Rotaria sp. Silwood1, 420 nucleotides. NCBI's taxonomy places the organism in Eukaryota, Metazoa, Rotifera, Eurotatoria, Philodinida, Philodinidae. The record is from the annotation of a GenBank genome assembly.